Helobdella robusta is the source of this 366-nucleotide messenger RNA. RefSeq lists its product as hypothetical. NCBI's taxonomy places the organism in Eukaryota, Metazoa, Annelida, Clitellata, Rhynchobdellida, Glossiphoniidae. The coding region runs from base 1 to 366 and encodes 121 amino acids. The record is from RefSeq and is a predicted model, not a curated record. The transcript has 2 exons.
AUGCGACCCUUCAAAGGUAAAAUAGUUGUCAAUGCGGCCCUCACAGCAAAAAGUUUGCCCACCCCUGCACUACCUGAUGAAUUAAAACACCCCGUCACACCAAAGCAGAAUGCCUCGUUAUUUACGUAUGCACCUCCUUCCAUCCCGCAGGGUGAAUUGAAUUUGAAGAUGAAUUUGUUGGUCUAUCAAUUUUCAGCCCACUUCCCAGUCGAGCUCCAUGCUUCUUUCUUCUUGCCAGCUGGCUGUUGGAUGUGUGGCGGACCACACUUUGCAGUUGCUAACGUGCAGGAUGUAGCUGAUGACGUUGUUGAUAUUUUUAAUGCUAACCAUUAUGCUGUUGACGCCAUUGUCCACCUUCGACAUUGA